CUUCCUCCUCCGCUACACCUCCAAAAGCGCUUCUCCCAACAACUGAAGCGCUUCUCCGAGCUAGGGUUUCCUUCCGAAACAUCUCAUGGCGCCGCCGCUCCUCCUCGUUCUCCUCCUUGUCUCCGUGUCCUCCGAUUGGGCCAUUGCUCACCAACAAGCCAACGACGAAGCAUUCAUCUCCGCAGUGAUCUCCGAGAAGGGGAUCGGCUUCGCCAAGGACGUGCUCGUGGAGCAGGCGAUCGAGUUUCUCACGCCGCUCCAGCUCCCCGAUAUCGAGAAAUCGGUGCAUAUACCGCUCAUCGGGACGGUCCACAUGGUGGCGUCCAACAUCACGCUCCACGGGGUCAACGUCUCCUCCUCCGCGGUGCGGAUCGUGGACUCGGCGUUCGCGAUCGUCGCCUCGGGGGCCACCGCGUAUCUGAGCAUGGAUUGGAGUUACUCGUACAGCACCUGGCUUAUCACAAUCUCUGAUCGGGGAAACGCUUCCGUUCAGGUUGAAGGCAUGGAAGUUGAGCUUACCAUGAGCGUAACGAAUCAGAAUGGGGUUCUGGAGCUUACUGUCUUAGAGUGCGGCUGCAAUAUAGAGGACUUGGACAUAACCGUGACUGGAGGAGCAUCGUGGUUUUAUCAAGGGUUUGUAGAUGCUUUCCAUAAUCAUAUUCGAACAGCAGUGGAAAAUGCAAUCACUCGAAGGAUUACUGAAGGAGUAUCAAAACUCGAUGAGCUACUGCAAAAAAUUCCAAAGAAAAUCAAUGUGGAUAAAUUUGUUGCUUUGAAUGUGACUCUUGUGAAUGGUCCACUAUAUGGAAAUUCCUCUGUCGAGUUCGAUGUCAAUGGCUUAUUCAUUUUGCUAGAUAAAGUUCCUGAAUUAAACUACUUGCUGAAUCAUCCGCACUUCUCCCUUGGUUGUGGUGGUGCAUCAAAAAUGCUCUUAAUUUCCUUUGAUGAAGUUGUAUUCAACUCAGCAUCAGCCGUGUUGUUCCAGGUAGGUUUAAUGCAUUGGAUUGUAGACAAGUUGCCUGAUAAUUCCAUUUUGAACACAGCCAGCUGGAAAUCGCUCAUCCCUCAAUUAUACAGCACGUAUCCAAAUGAUGAUAUGUUGCUGAAUAUUUCUUUAACCUCAUCUCCAGCCGUGAGGAUCACAGAAGAGAAAAUUGGUACUACCAUAUAUUUGGACACGAUAGUUAAUGUUCUGGUUGGUGCUGAGAUUGUUCCUGUUGCAUCUAUUUCAGGGGUAGUUACUGUCUCCGGGAUUGUGGAGGUGUCAGAGAAUAAUUUAGCUGGUAAAGCUGAAUUAGAUGCUCUCUCCCUCACUCUGAAGUGGAGUGAAGUCGGAAGCUUGAAUAUAUCUUCAAUUCAGGCAGUGGUUCUGGAUUUCUUGAAUAAUAUCAUUGUGCCAUUUGUGAAUUCUCAUCUCAAUCGAGGAUUUCCUUUCCCAAUUGUCCAUGGAUUCACACUCCAAGAUGCAUAUAUAUUCACUUCGGACUCGAGGAUAUUUGUUUGCUCUGAUGUGGUCAAUACCAACCCAAUUCUGAGUCUUUUAGUAAACAGUCCUUUUCAGUACCUAUAAGCAUCUGCAAAGCUCAGCAUUAUUUGAACUAAUCUAAUGUGCAAAUGCAAUUGUACCAAUGAUGCAAUACGUCACGUCUGAGGCUCUGAGCUAUAUUUGUAUCCUGUGUACAGAAUACUUGUUCUUCUCCACCUUCUUCCAUACAAGUGUGAGUCGAAUUUGUAGAGACAGGCCAGAAUAAUUGGCGGGUUAUUUGAAGAACUACUAUUUGUUUGUGCUUAUGCCAUAUUCAAUGUAAGAACUGUUAUUACAUUUGGAUUACAAGUCUAUUGCAGCAGUGUAUC
Messenger RNA from Ananas comosus (pineapple), 1854 nucleotides. RefSeq names its product putative BPI/LBP family protein At1g04970. The coding region runs from base 86 to 1570 and encodes 494 amino acids. Lineage: Eukaryota; Viridiplantae; Streptophyta; Magnoliopsida; Poales; Bromeliaceae. Gene Ontology annotation, molecular function: lipid binding. The record is from RefSeq and is a predicted model, not a curated record. The transcript has 6 exons.